Molecule: messenger RNA, 2744 nt
Organism: Cucumis melo (muskmelon)
Lineage: Eukaryota; Viridiplantae; Streptophyta; Magnoliopsida; Cucurbitales; Cucurbitaceae
Exons: 4
Coding region: 12-2744 (910 amino acids)
Source: RefSeq, a predicted model, not a curated record
AGCAAGAAGAAAUGGGUGGGGUUGUAAAUGAGGUGAAUGAACUUUUGAGUAAACUAGAGGAAAGUAUUGGAAUGGAAGAGUUCUUAUCAACACAACACAUGAUCAAACCUUCAAUCUACAAAAUACCACAAUUCAUUAGAGAAGUCAAUCCCAAAGCUUAUGAGCCAAAGUUGGUGUCUUUGGGGCCGUACCAUUAUGGGAAACCCCAUUUGCUUCCAAUGGAAAGGGAAAAAUACAAAGCUUUUCUCCAUUUUAAAGCUAGAAACAAUCUGUAUUUAGAAUCCAUUGUUGACAGUGUUUGUAGCAUUUUGGAAGAUUUGUUGGGAUCGUACGACGAUAAUCUCGAUGAUAUAUGGAAGGAAGAUGUUGCAAUGUUCUUGAAGCUCAUGAUUGUUGAUGGCUGUUUUGUGCUUGAUUUAAUCAGUGAAUUAAGUUCCAAAUCGCUUGGCCGUUGUAUGAUUUGGGAUAUAAAGAGGGACAUGGUGUUGCUUGAAAAUCAGUUACCUUUGCAACUUCUUAAACAACUGCAUGCCUUAACAACGACAACCACUGAAAAUGAAAAUGAGCAUUUGGAUUUAGAAGCAAUGAUUUGGUCAUGGAUGAGGCUUUCAGGGGAAAUAUUAUCAGUGAGAAAUCCCUUGCACAUUUUGGAUAUGUAUAGAUCUUCGUUAUUGUCUCCUACGAUAUGCAAACAGGAUGAGACUCAUGAGAAUAUGAUCGCAAUAUUGGAAUGGACCCUAACCAACGAGGACAACGUAGAGUGUCAAAGCAUUCGAUCGGCAACACAACUUCGUAAAGCAGGGAUAAAAUUCGAGAAAAGCAGUACAAACAACCUUAUGGACGUGUCGUUUGACUUCAAACAACGCGUCCUGAGGCUGCCAUCUCUAGCAAUAGACGACAUCCUCACUGAACCAACUUUAAUAAACAUCAUGGCGUUUGAGAAGCUUCAUGUUGGGGUUGAAAGGCAAGUCACUUCUUUCGUUGUGUUGAUGAAAAAUCUAAUAGGAAUCGACAAAAAUGUGUCAUUGUUGGCCUCUAAAGGAAUAUUAUCUUCUAAUGUAAUUCAUGACGGUAACGGUGUAGUACAAUUGUUCAAUCUAUUGGCCAAAGGACAGACAAAAUAUUUGGAGAACCACAUGUGUGAACUAUUCAAGAUGUUGAAUUGUUAUUAUGACAAUCGGUGGAGUAUUUGGUUGGAAAAUCUCAAACUCAAAGUUCCACAAACUAAAAAUCCAUGGGAAUUCAUCUCUAUUGCUUUUUUCACCUUUGGCUUUACGUACCCACUUGUCCAGGCUAUCACUGAUAAUCGUCGUCGUAAAAAGCACAAAGUUUAUAAGAAAUUAAAUAUGGUGGAGGUGGAAGAGGAGGAGACGCCGCUGCCCAUCUCUUGCAUAAAUGAUCAUAAAGAUCAAUUUCCAAUGGACAAGAAUGACGUGGUAAUUAAUGUCAAAGACUGUCUGAAGGAACUGUUGAUGAAACGGCCAGUACCGGUGAACGAAUCCCCAUCAUCAGAAAAAACUAUCAAACCUUCGAUUUACAAAAUACCAAAAUUCAUGAAAGAUAUCCAACUGAAAGCGUACGAGCCAUAUUUGGUGUCGUUUGGGCCAUACCAUCAUGGGGUCGAACAUUUGGCUCCAAUGGAAAAGGAAAAACAGAAAGUGUUUCAACAUCUCGUAAAGGGUGAUAAUAAUGCUGCCACUUACGAGUCGAUUGCGAGUGAAGUGUCGAACAUUUUGGAAGAUCUAUAUGCAGCAUAUGAUAAUCUUGAUGAGAAAUGGAGGAAGGAUGUUGUUGCCAGUGCCAAGUUCAUGGAGAUGAUGAUUAUAGAUGCGUGUUUCAUACUAGUUUUCUUCUCCAAAGACAAAAGUUACAAGUCGCUAAUGACUUUGAGAUCAGAUAUAAAGCGAGACAUUUUGCUACUUGAGAAUCAGCUGCCUUUCCAGCUUCUUCAACUCUUGUAUAAGAUAUUACCAAUUAAGGAUCAAAAUAAAUCUUUGACUUCACUUAUAUGCAAGUUAUGGUUUGUCAAAAAAGAUGAGCUGACAGUAAAAGGAGGUAAGCACAUUUUAGAGAUGUAUAGAAUGUUAUUAUUGGAUCCAAUUCCUAUAGUACUGUCCGAAAGGGAUGAAAGUCAGAAGAAAGCAGAAGGAACGAAAGGCAACAAAAAAGAGAAAGAUGAAUCCGUGCUAAAUAGUCAAAUCAUUCCUCAAGCAACACUACUUCACGAUGCUGGAAUAAAAUUUCGGAGAAGUGAAACAGAAAGCCUUAUUGACAUUGGUUUUAAAAAUGGCGUGUUGGAACUGCCACAUCUAACUGUAGACGAUGAUACUGAAACGAAAUUACUAAAUGUGAUGGCAUUUGAGAAACUGCAUGGUAAUGUUAGAAGUUAUGUGACGUCUUUUGUAGUGUUGAUGAAUAAUUUGAUCGACAUAGAUAAAGAUGUCGAGCUAUUGUCGGAGAAUAAGAUAAUAGACAAUGCACUUGGGAAUGACGAAGACGCAGCGAAGUUGUUUACAGUACUUGGGAAAGGAGUGGCUCUUGAUUUGGAGAGCAAUAUAGCAAAAGUACAUCGUUUGGUGAAUAAACAUUGUGAUGGAAGAUGCAAUAGAUGGUGUGCUAAUCUUAAACACAAUUACUUUCAAAAUCCAUGGGCUAUUAUCUCACUCAUUGGUGCUAUUUUCGGUUUUCUUAUCCUUAUCGUUCAAGCCGUCUAUCAAAUUAUUGAUUACCACACAAGGAAGUAA